CAGGUAUCAACUAAAUAUGGGCAAUAUAUUAGUGUGUUUCUAUCCACUUUUUCGUCAAUAAUGCCCAUAAAAAUACUAAAUUGCAACAAUACACAAUGAAAGCAAUACACAGAAACACAUAACCCAAUAACAAAAUAGCACCAUACGCGACGUUGCCGUCAUUUCCAACUUCAUGGCUUGUUAAGUAUAGGAGGCUGUGUGUGAUGUGAUAAAUUUUAAUUUUGACAACAAUCGUCUCUCUUUUGUUUACAAAAUAUACUUGAUCCAAGGCAGCAUCAGCAUAAUUUCAUAACAAAAAAAAUCGACUUCAGUUGCCUGUUGUUGUUGUCGAUGAAGGUUUUUCUGUUUUUCCUACACGUGAAAAGUCAAGGCUGAGCCCUGUCCUCACUUAUCAUGAUGAAUCUAGCCGAACGAAUGCGUAAUUAUGUUGCUAGUUUUUUUCUGACACCCGAAAAUGGGAAGAAAAUCCAUAAAGUUACCUUUAUGGACUUGUACCUGGAGAAAGCUCUACAGAUAUUGUACUGGCAAUCCACUGAGAUGACCCUGAGGGUAUUUUUCUCCCUAAAUACCCUCUUUUGGAUCAUACUCAUGCUCAACAUAAGAUUUUAUGGUGCCAUUUCCUUACUAACUCUUAUUUUCUUCGUUUUUGAUUCUUGCUAUAGAAACACCUUAUUUACUGAAUAUACAGGGGAAUAUUCUGGUGUUAUAAGGGAUAUAAAUUGCGCUAUAAAUAAAGGAGUUGAGAUUUUAUACAGCUUGAGAAGGGAAAGUCCUAUUGUGUUUUAUCCUGCAAUAUGUUCAUUCUUUAUGACUCUGCAUAUGCUAUCAAAUAAUGUCCCAGGGGAGUUUCUAUUUUACAUGAUGUUACUAACUGUGUUUUUCUUACCCCUUGGCUUUCAGUUACUUCCUGAACCAAUCACUUUGCAAAUUAAGCAAGUUUUUAAUGCAAUUAGCACACCCAAGUGUAAUCUAGCUGAAUAUGAACUAAUACCAUUUAUUCAAGACAAGGAUUUAACCAGGAGGGAUGCUGAUUUGGAAAGUCUGUUGACAGACAGAACUGCAGAUUCUGUCACUAACAGCUUAGCCAGUGGUUUAUCAACAAUGCCCUCUUACCUCGAAAUUUCAGGUGGUUCACUUGAAAUCGAAGAAGAAGACUUAAUACCACACACGACAAAAUCCGCUGUCUCGUUUACACCAGGAGAAGUUUCUAGUGAUUCGGAUUCAGAUAAUCGUGAAAUUAAAUUUGAUUCUGAUCAUUUCAAUACGAGUUCUUCUGAGGAAGAUCGUUACGCAAUAGGUCUGACCUCUCCUAAAGCUAGCCAAGCAACUCCAAAAGACGACCAGUUGAGUUUGGGUAUGAUCCAAAGCAUGGUUAAUAUAGUUAGUAAUCGUAUUGUUUCAAAUAUGUUCCAAUCAUCCUUGCUUAGAAAAUCACCUCCUAAGAAAACAACACUUAGUGUUAGCGAUAGCGACAGUGAUUUUGAAAUGGUCGACCCUGAUGAAAUUGCUGACGAGUUUGAAAAGGAUGAUUAAAAAUGCCUUUUGUUAAAUUAUGUUCUUUUCAGCCAAGUUUGAAGGAUUUUUUAUUUGCUGAUUUUAAUUAUUAUUUUUAGGGCACCCGAAGUUCUAUUAAUAUACUAGUUUUUAAUUUCACAAUGCAGAGGAGGCGGAAAUAGGUGACGAUAAUUUAUAUAAACAAAUCUUUUUAGUAGUGCUGAAUAGCUAUAAUUAAUCAGCUAGACUUCGCCUUUUGAGAAUUGUUUGUUUGUGUGCAAUCCAUUUGUAACGGAAUGGAAUCAACAUUUUUUUUGGUGUUUGAGGAUUAUUGAACAAUCAUUAAUUGAUAUUGAUACCUUCUGUUAUUAUGUUACAGGGUGUCCUAUUUUCAAUUAUUCAACUACGGCUUUACCAUUCUUAUCCCAGAAACAGAAUAUUAUUGUUUGAAUUUAUUAAAUCUGUAGAGCUCUGCUGCCCCAGGUCGGGUUGAGUUCUUCUACACUAUUUUGCAGUUGCUAAGGAUCAUAAUAAUUGAAAGUUUAGGACAAUCUUGGUUCAGUGUAAAGCUUCCUCAUGACCUACCUACAAGCUUGAUUUGGAAUACCUCUGGUACUCUAUAACCGAGAUUUACUGUUUUGUUUUAUAUUGUUUUAUCUGGACAUGUGUAUAUAUUUUAUAUUCAUAUCAUGUCCAUUAUUUAUAAAGUUUAUUUUAUCAUUGUUUGCCUCAACUACCAGUAUGCCAUUGUUCAUAAUAUCUUUAUUUUAUUUACUUGCGAUAUGGCAAGACUAGUCAUCAUAAUAGUAAUGUAAUAACUAAUAACAUAAUGAUAGGUUUUUGGCAUGGAUAUUUUUAGGUUGUUAAGUUUUGCUGUGUUUUUUUGGUUUGUUUAUUCAACCAAUAUUUAUUCCUUUUUUUUCGGUAGGUAGAUAUUAGGCUAGACUACUUAACUUACAAAUAUUAUAGGUUAGAAACUUUUUAGUGAGAGAAACUAUUGGCAAUUUUCAAUCAAUAAUGGUUACCCGAGUGGUUACCGUUAUCUUAAUAACAUUAGAUAACACAGUUAGAAAAAUAAGUGUUUUAAGGCCCUUAAUGUUUGUCCCUUUUUUUACGGCUAUUUUUAUUACUGGUGUGAAUACGAAGUACCUGCGACAGUUUUUUUUUUAGUAUAACUGUUGUAUGCAAUGCCUAUUCAUGUUUGACUGUUAGAACUUCUUUUUUUUAAAUAUUCGAUUGACGAUUAAUUUCACAUUUCGACGAAUGAUCCUUGACUUCGCGUGUGAGUAGACGAGGUGAAUUCGAUCGGAAACGCUAUAAGUAGAAGAAACCAAAGUAAACUGCUACCCUAAUGAAAUUAACAAUUAAAUGACGUUCACUUCAAACUGCGAAAAGAAAAAUCACAAACCAGUCAGAGCGAAUUUAAUUGUUUGAAAAUAAUUAGAAUGCUGUUGAUUGGCGAUUUACACCAAUCAAAAACGCUCUGACUGGUUUGUGAUUUCUGUGAGAAUAGACCUAUCAACGCCAAGCGGUAUGUCUUUUAUGUCAAGUGGUAUUUUUAUUUGAUUUAACAGUUAUUUGUCAUUUUUCUUUUAAGGUAUUUAGUUUGCUUCGAAGAGUAUUUUUUCUGUACAGGCAUAGCUUCUAUAUAUGUAAUAAUUAUAUCACAAGACAGAUACUUUUAAUAAAAAUAAGAAAACAAACCGAGUUGAAUUCUUGCACAUGCCGACUUCUAGGCAUUAUCUGAAAUAGUGUUUCUCGUAAAUACUGCACAAAACGUGAUGCGGUAACGUUAUUAAUCACGCAUAGGUAUAAUGUCAAAAUAACGUAGGAAACUCUUAAGCAUAUUUUCUUAAUUCGAGAGGCUCCAAAUAGUGUGUUGUAGUAUUUAUUUUUAUAGUAUGAUUAUACCCAUAGACUUUAUAGGUUUUUAUGGCUGUUACUUUAUUUCUGACAUUUUUUGCAUUAGUAAUAGAUAUUAUUUCAAGACACAAUUCAAUUAGGAUAUUUGAAAGUCUGAAUUCUGAUAAUGGUAAUGAGUGCUAAACAGUGUCGACCAAUCUUAUCACUAUUUUAAAAUAUUGGUGAUGUGAACAUUACAUUUUCUUCUGAAAUCAUACUACAUUUAUACAUUUAUGUAUAUAUACAUACUAGCAAUUGGUGGUUUAUUUAAGGUACUUUUUCAAUGUUAGAUACUUUUUUGUUUCCUUUCAACAUUUGUAAUGGACUUCCAUCAAGUAUUGGCUAAAUCAAUCUUUUUGAAAAAUUAAUUCACCUAAUUAGGCUUUUUACCUUUUUUUUCCAGGAUAUUGUAAAAAAUUAUUUAAAAUAAGAUAUAUACAAAAUUAUUUAAAAUAAUGUAUAUUGUGUGUAAUAAGCAACAUUUUUUAAUAAUAAUUUAAAUAAACAUUCAUAAACAA
Ceutorhynchus assimilis (cabbage seed weevil) is the source of this 3914-nucleotide messenger RNA. The record is from the annotation of a GenBank genome assembly. NCBI's taxonomy places the organism in Eukaryota, Metazoa, Arthropoda, Insecta, Coleoptera, Curculionidae.